Molecule: messenger RNA, 4017 nt
Organism: Fusarium graminearum PH-1
Lineage: Eukaryota; Fungi; Ascomycota; Sordariomycetes; Hypocreales; Nectriaceae
Exons: 6
Coding region: 1-4017 (1338 amino acids)
Source: RefSeq, a predicted model, not a curated record
AUGACGAGCACGCAGGAAGCAGAACAGUUCAUCCAAAGCCUGAGUGGCUAUAGCACGGACUAUGUUGAGAAAAGCUCCAAGAGACUGUUGUUUGAACUCCUUCGGCACAUCAAUGGCAAAACGUUCGCCACGGCCGAAGCAGCAAAGGCGACGCCUUUUCUUACUCUCAAGGUCUACCCUGGCAGAAUCAUCGCCGAAUGCAACAGUGAUGACUUGACCAAGGAAGACCUGCAAGCUAUCUGCCAGUCGGUUGACAAAGAACAAACGAAGGCAGUCAACUUCAAGACUAUUGUCGCCGCCACCAAGAGGACUCACAUCCAGUCGGGCAAUUUCUCGUUCGAAUUCCAGCACAACAUCUUCGACCUUGACAACAACCACAUUAUGCGACCCGUUUGGGUAACACCAGCCCAAACCGUUGCUGUCGGUACUACCCGUAUCACGCUCUACCUCCAUGAUCAAGGUAGCAAGGACGAGAUCCAGUACCUGAGAAACAUAAUUGUAUCUCAAUUUGAGGGCCUUCGACAGGAAUCUAUUCUUUUCCUCAAUAACAUACAGUCAUUGAAGGUAGAGUCCCGCGAAGAUGACAGGAUACUUCGAUCCAGGCAUUUCGAAAAGCAGACUGUCGACGAAUAUCGAGUGUCGGUGAAAGUCAUCACUGUUGAUGGAGAACGCAGCGAGGAGGAUACCCGUACCCAUCUUUUCCAUCUUACGAAAUCAGAUGAUCCGGCAACAAAUCUCAUACUGGCCUUCCCCUUGACAGACGACUUCAAGGCUGAAGUUGGUAGUACCUCGACGAAGAUUUUCAACCUUCUUCCACUCACACAAGGUUCACUGGGAUUCCACAUCAACUCACUCUUGGACGUCGACGAUCAAAACGGUGCGAUUACCGUUUCCACCAACAAUAUCGGCAUUCGGAACGAGAUAGCCAACUUGUUCUUCAAUGCGAUUUUACAAUUCUGCGAGCACCCGUUUCUUCGAUACCAAUGGCCUUUAUUUCUCAAGGCCGGAGUAGCAGAAGAAGACCCGUUCUGGAGUCUCCUUCGUAGCGAUAUUCGAAACUGGAUCUCGCAAAAUCCUGUGUUCGUAUCACGGCAUGUGAAACAUUGGCGUCUCAUCAGCCACCUUGCUGCGCCUGGCUGGGAUACUCAGGACGAAGCUGGAAACCCGCUAUUGGACGACGAGAUUAAUGAUCCGUUUCUUUCGAGUAGGUAUCCUCCAGGUGUAACAGGUAUUCUGAGAUGUUAUGGACUUGCAGCUCUAUCCAACGCCCAAUGUGUUGAAUUACUCAAAAAGCAUUUUAACAACCCGUUCCUGGAAUAUCGUAUGAUGUUUCGGACCAAGGAGUGGCAUAGUGCUUUAACUCGGCUCAUUUCAAAGCUUCUCAACAAUUCCGAGCAUUCAGACACGAUCAAAUCAUUUCCAUCCUUGAUAUUAAGAUAUGGCACAACAGUCUCUGCAGCGUCGGCAGUUUCUCAACCGGUCUAUUUUCCUACGACUAAUAACAUCGAAAUCCCCAAGACCUUGACUCUAAGAGUGAUCAAAGACACUAAAGGUGACGGAAUGUACCCAACGACGCUAUACAAGCAACUUGGGGUCACAGAGGCAUCUAUGGCUCAAGUGAGAACGUUGAUCAUGGAGGCCUUUUCCGCUUCAAACUCGUUUACACUUGAUGAAAUCAAAAGCUAUCUCCGUUAUCUAUACCUCACUCACCAUCACCAGCCUUGCAGCCCUCCACACGAAGAGCUCUAUAGUACCGUCAAGAUUAUAACUCAGGAUAAGAAGACAAAGAGUCUGAGGGAUAGCACCAUCUAUCUGCCGGGAACGGAGCACCCCUAUACUACACAGAGCCUCUUUGGCAGUGGUAUGUUUGGGCGGUGUGAAACCAUCGACUACCUGCAUCCAUACCUCCUUAAAGAUGCACCGAAGCAGCCUGAGAUCGGUCAUAUAGCCUGGAAAACAUGGUUAUGUGACUGUCUUGGGAUGAAGGGGAGGCUAAGUCUUUUUCGAUUAAUACCUUAUCAUGGACGAGACUCGACUAGAGGUGCUCUUUCAACUCCUGAAACCAUCGACAGUUUGUCUGAACAUUGUGCAAAUCUACUCGAAAACCGCCCAGAUGUAUUUCUGGGACUUCUUGAGCAUCUUUGGGGGUUUGAGGGUUCUCGAAUAAUGGAAAGCCCAACACUGUUGUCAGAGAUCCGAAAACUUCCCGCCAAGAGUCUCUGCGGCUUAGACCGCUUAGUGGUUCUUCGAGAUACAUGGGUUCCUAUCCAGGGGCUCAAAGAGCACGUCAAGACCUUCAUGGACUCUCCUGACAUGUUUCCAUUCUUGAAACUCGAAAAUGGGAUUGAUAAGAAUAUGGCUCUUCCAGGCAACAAGUGGUGGUUCCUAACACGGGAUCUCGGCGUAAAACGGGACUACAGUAUGGAUUUUCUGCUUGCUAUUCUGGAUUCUAUCGUACAAUCUUGCAAAACCUUAUCAUCUUCGCAGAUGGUUAAAGUGUCCAACUUGUACUAUUCCAUAAGAACGAUGUUCUUGACAUGCAAUAACGGAGAAAAGAAGCGAGCACUGGAAUUCUUUGAAAAUUCGGGCAUUCUCUACAUGGAUGAAAGCGGGCCAAUUUGGACGGGCACUUCCAGUUGUCUCUGGACUGCACCUCCGGACAUGAUUUCUCGAUACUCUCUCAAAAUGUUUUACGAGGAUAAAGUCGUUGAUAAGGACAAAUUGCAAGGCAUAUCCGAUUUGUUCUGCAAGGUACUGGGUAUACAGGACGCUACUGUGGAAGAUGUAGUGGAAGAGUUGUGUCUUUUACGAGACGAAGGCUGUGAGGAUCUGGCACGUAUUACAAACAAUUACAAGUAUUUGGACAAUGACAUAAAGUCAUCAUGUUCAAUCAGGACUGCGUUUGGUGAGCAAGCCGUUAUAUUCAUUCAAGACGACGACAUUUCGAUAUGGUUUUCUACCAAGGAAUGCUUCUGGUCUGAGGCAGAAACUACACCGAUGGAAUGUCGCCUGAAGAGAUGCUACCCGGGUUACAAACACUUCUUUCUCGAGAAAUUGGGCGUUAGAACCUCUUCCUACGACAAACUCGUUAAUUUCACUUCGACAGAUGUAGAGGAAGCGAAGAAAUGUCUGUUGUCUUUCAUGGAUGAGUCAGACGCUCUCUAUGAAUACGAACCAGAACCAAUGGCGAAAGUAAAGAUUUUCCCAGUGCAAUAUCCCACUUCGGAAGCUCAGCCACGACCUCGCAUUGAACUAUGCUCUCUUGACACUGAGUUUUGUAUUGGGGACCGCGACUAUCUAGUGAAAUCACUGCAGCCCCAGGUCAAAAUGUUGAGUUUCAGCAUCACAGAGAUACGGAUGCUGCAACCUCUUUUCAGCUGGUUGUCGAUGGAAGAUCGCUACCUCUCGGAAUGUGUCGAGGAGGCAAUUACUGGUAUUCCUCCAUCUAAUUUCAUGCCACGUGAUGCGACUGCUAUAGAAAUGGCGUUGAUGAACAAGGCAUACCAUAUUGCGCGUGUCGCCGAAACAUUCAAGUCCUAUGGACCGUACGGCAAUGCAUUGUCUUUAUACAACAUGCUACGGAAGAUUAAAAUCGCCAAAGUUGACAACAUGUCGAUAGAUCUGCUACUCUGUCAAGACGAUGAGGUAUUCACGUCCAGGUCUUCACAGAAGACAAUUGCCUAUAUCUCUGAACAUAUAGAUAGUAUGGCUAUCUAUGUAAACUAUGACGACAGCGAUGAGCAGCUGUGUCUUUUUUCGACCCUUCCUAGUAAACUUCAACAAUGGCUAAUGCAAGAUCUCCGAAGUCUUUGCUUUGAGUCUUUCGAAGUCACUAAUGCCCUAACUUCAAUCUUUGCUUGUGACGCUGAUAUCCUAGACGACAUCCUGCAUGAUCAAGGCAUGGCCGAACUUCCUUUCGAGAAUCUGGACAAGGUUCAGUCGAAACCCUAUACAGGGGCACAACAGCCUCGGGUGGACCAAGACAAAGCGUUGACUCUAACUAUACGUGAGCGAUAA